Molecule: messenger RNA, 2230 nt
Organism: Vanrija pseudolonga
Lineage: Eukaryota; Fungi; Basidiomycota; Tremellomycetes; Trichosporonales; Trichosporonaceae
Exons: 2
Coding region: 296-1942 (548 amino acids)
Source: RefSeq, a predicted model, not a curated record
CCCUCCCCAACCCUCUUUCUCCUCUUUCUCCAUCCACGACACGUUAUAUCCUGUCCUUCUCUUCUUCCCUGUCUCCUCUCUCUCCUCUCUCUCUACUACACCUCAACCCCGUCCGUGACGGUUAUUCAUUCAUUAUCAGUUCACAAGUGCUGGCCACCUGCGAACGACUUACUCGACAACAGUCAACAACACUCCGACAUCUCUCCUCGACGACAGUUUCUUGACCGACAACACACCGACGCCGACAUCUCGCACGACUCGACCCUGUUGACACGACAAUCAACUGUAUCCAACAAUGCGCGCCGCUCUCCUUCUUUCUCUCGUGGCGGCUUCCGCAUCUGCCCUCUCCAUCGGUUCGGUUGACCACUCGUUGCCACGAGGAGUCAGCGCCGGAAAGACGACCGAGAGGGAUGUUGCUCCUCCCAACUUCGCUGCUCUUCACGCAGCAGCUCGUCGCUCUAACCUCGGCCACUCGGCUCCCAUCGCCAUGAGGAAAGUUCGCCGCCGCAAGCUCGGAAAGCGUUGCAAGGCUCAGGCCCCUGUCUCUGCCUCGACAACGACCACCGCUUCGACCCCUACGGCGGCUCCUACGCCCCCUUCCUCGCACCUCCUGGUGACUGGCCCUGGUAACGACAAUGGUACUAGCAGCGACGGCCAGGCUUCCAGCGAUCAAUCUGACGACGGUGAGGCGUCGUCUUCGUCUUCGUCGUGGACUCCAGAGCCAUCGGCCUCGUCGUCCUCUGUCAACAUCGGAUCCAACCUGAACGCCUCGCCCCACCACAACAGCAGUUCCUCGUCCCAGUCUGCUACCUUUGACUGGAACUCCGAGUCGAGCUCGUCGUCCGAGUCGUCUUCCGACUGGUCCGCUUCGGCUACCACCUCUUCAUCUGCCCCUGCUUCUACCACAAGUUCGAGCAAUGGCAAGGGUGGUAAGGGCGGUAAGGGAGGCAAGGGCGGUGACGGCGUCGUCGGCGGCGCUGGUGGCCAGGGCGGCGAAGGCGGCACUGGCUCCACUGGCGGUGACGGCGGUGAUGGUGGUGACGGAGGCAACGGUACCCAGGCUGGUGGCCAGGGUGGCUCCGGCGGCUCCGGUGGCACUGGCACCGACGGCCCCGGUGGAAAGGGCGGCAACGGCGGCAACGGUGGUGAGGUCUUCCCCUUCGGACAAGGCAUCGCCUCGUGGUCCACCGCUCAAGGCGCAUCCAACACCUUGACCUUUACCGAAGCUCUCGAGCCUCUUCAGUUCGGCCACCUUCCUCAGGUGACCAAGGCUCCUGACGGAUCCAACUGCCACAUCAACGUCUACCCCGCCAACCAGUACGGCAAGGGCUUCAACUUCUACACCGAGGGCGACAAGAGCGGUGUGUCCAUCACCGGCGCCCACGAAGUCGUCUUCACCUACUCGGUCUGGUUUGACGCUGGCUUCGACUACGUCCUCGGCGGCAAGCUUCCCGGCCUUUACGGUGGCUCGUCGCUGGAGCAGGCCAAGACUUGCUCUGGCGGUCGCCAGGACAACCGUGACCAGUGCUUCUCGGCCCGUGUCAUGUGGCGCCCUAACGGCGAGGGCGAGGUCUACAACUACUACCCUCCCUCUGCUCAGCAGGGCAACAACUACUGCAACACCCCGCCCAAGUCGGUUUGCAACCCCUCGUACGGUGACUCGAUUGGCCGCGGCUCGUUUACCUUCUCCGCCGGCCAGUGGAACGUUGUCUCUCACCGUGUCAAGCUCAACGACGUCGGACAGUCCAACGGCGAGCAAGAAAUUGUUCUCAACGGCCAGUCCAAGCUCAAGCUCACCGGCUUGCAGCAGCGCGUCAACGGCCAGGUUACCUUCUACGGUAUCAUGGCCGACACCUUCUUCGGAGGCUCGGGCAACCAGUACGCCCCUCCUACUGCCCAGACGGCCUACUUCAAGGACUACACUCUCACUGUCCUGAGCUAAGCCAACGACUACUCGCAACAACAACCCAAAAAACAACUCCCCGCACUUUGUGCACUCCCUGUGAAUAUCGCAAACCGUGAUCGGCGCUGGUCGCUUGUCACACACGAUUGUGACGGGCGCUGGCGUCCUUUACAAACCCCCCGUAGGCUCUCUCUGGUCUUGUCCCCCUGUUUGCCAUACUCUGUCACACUAUCACACCUCCCCCUCCGUAGUCCUAUAGUUCCGCUCUGUUCAGACAAACAGCUGGCCUGUUAUCUGAAGAUGUGAAUGCAUAGCGGUGCAAAUGGA